Molecule: messenger RNA, 1392 nt
Organism: Yarrowia lipolytica CLIB122
Lineage: Eukaryota; Fungi; Ascomycota; Dipodascomycetes; Dipodascales
Biological process (GO): regulation of transcription by RNA polymerase II; chromatin remodeling
Cellular component (GO): nucleus; SAGA-type complex
Molecular function (GO): chromatin binding; transcription coactivator activity; zinc ion binding
Source: RefSeq, a predicted model, not a curated record
AUGCUAACUAAAUCCAGAUUUCACUGCGACGUGUGUUCGUGUGAUUGCACCAACCUGGUAAGAAUCCGAUGUGCGGAGUGCCAGGACUACGAUCUGUGUGUACAAUGCUUCUCUCAGGGUGCCUCAUCAGGUGUCCACAAGCCCUACCACAACUACAUGAUUAUUGAGCAGCAUGCUUAUCCUAUUUUCACUGAGGACUGGGGUGCUGAUGAGGAGUUGCUAUUAAUCGAGGGUGCCGAGAUGCAGGGUCUUGGAAACUGGCAGGACAUCGCUGACCAUAUCGGUGGUAGAUCAAAGGAAGAGGUUGGGGAGCAUUACAAGGAAGUCUAUCUGGACUCGCCAGACUACCCGUUGCCCCCCAUGAAGCGGAAAUUCGAGAUCACUGCAGCUGAGUUCGCAGCAAACAAAAAGGAGCGUCUGGAUAAGCGACGAAAUAUGCCCACCGCUCUCCCUGUGCCCAAGCAAAAGCCCACGGCUUCUGUUCCUGCAUGCCAUGAGGUGCAAGGGUUUAUGCCGGGACGUCUGGAGUUCGAGACCGAGCAUGAAAACGAGGCCGAGAUGACGGUCAAGGACAUGGUUUUUGAUCAGGACGACACCGAGGCUGAUGUGGAGCUCAAGAUCACUGUUCUUGAUAUCUACAACUCUCGUCUCACAUCACGAACCGAGCGAAAGCGAGCCAUCAUCAACCAUGGGCUGCUUCAGUACAGGAAGAACGCCUCUGUCGAUAAGAAACGGACCAAGGAGGAGCGCGAGCUUGUAAACAAGUUAAAGCCGUUUGCAAGAAUCAUGACACUACAGGAUUUCACCGAUUUUGUUGAUGGAAUGAUUAUUGAGCUCCAGUGUCGACGACGACUGGCUGAACUUCAGGAGUAUCGACGUAACGGUAUCACCACCUUCGAAGCUGCGUCCAAAUACGAACGAGAUAAAACUGUACGUGCAAACGCAUUGGCCAGGCUGCAGGCUCCCAUUAACUCCAUCAACUCGACUGGAUCCAGAUACACUGCAAACUCGAUGAAUGCUGCAAACAAUGCUCUUGUUCAAAAAACCAACAAACAGGCCGCUGCCGCAAACCAGGCUGCCGCCGAAGCUGUGAAGAUGGACCCUGACUCGGGAGCAGACACCUUACGGCUUUUCAGAAAACCUGUGGCCAAUCCCCUCGACAUCUCGCAUGCCCCAGACGUGGAGCUGCUUUCUCCAGAAGAGCAGGUUCUUUGUUCCCAGCUGCGUAUCUUGCCCAAGCCGUAUCUGGCCAUCAAGGAAACGCUGUUCCGAGAGCUGCUGCGAACCGGAGGUGUGCUCAAGAAGCGUACAGCCCGUGAACUGGUCAAGAUUGAUGUCAACAAAACCGCUCGAAUCUAUGAGUUUUUCCAGUCUCAGCGCUGGCUCUCUUAG